AUGGCUGGCUCAACCGACUCGGUUCUCGUGCUCUUCAACUACGGCGCCUCCGCUGGCGGCGAGCGCUUCGUGGAGCUCAAGAGGCCGGAAUUCAAGGGCAACGAGGACAUCAGCCGAUACGUGAGUUGGUUCCGCGUGGCUUCUGCUGCAGCUCAGGGUGCGUUUGGGGCUUUAGGGGUUUAA
This is a messenger RNA of Symbiodinium sp. CCMP2592, 183 nucleotides long. NCBI's taxonomy places the organism in Eukaryota, Dinophyceae, Suessiales, Symbiodiniaceae. The record is from the annotation of a GenBank genome assembly.